AGAAAAAAUAAGGACUAAGGCUUUAGUAUUUCGUUGUCCAUGGAGGACUUUCGACGUCGGUUGUUACAUAUUAACCGAAGUUAAAAGGUCACUUUCACUUCUUUCUGCCCUAACUCAAACCCAUUCUCUUCCACUCCAAUCUCCUAAGUUUUUUUUUCACGCUCUCAUAUGUGAUUCUGUGGAAGGAAAAGUCGAAACUUUUGCAAACCAAGAGAUUCGUGACCUUUAGAACUCUCUCAACUCCUCCCUCAAUAACUGUGCCGCUCUCUAGACAGGGUGAACCAAGUUUCCAUCUAAUUUGGGUUCAUAAUUGUGUUGCAGCUACAGCUGAAAGAGCACUCAAAUCGGUUCUUCAAGGAAUUUUGGUUUAUUUUAAGGAUGAGUAAUGCAAAAGAUGAAAACAUGCAAAAGAAGCGAGGCGCAACACAAAAGAACAAUAUAAACAAUUUAAAAUCUAAGGGAGUCAAGAAAAACCUUGAGUAUAAUGAUAAAGGACAACCUAUAGGUGAUAAUUACGGAGAGAUGCAAUCAUACAUCGGAGUUAGAACGAGAAAAACAGUCUCUCUAAAUGCUGGUGAUUGGAGGCGUGUCUCGAUCACCUUGAAGAAUAAAAUAUGGGAAGAUGUGUCGGGUGCUUUCAAUAUUGACGAGGGUAUGAAGAAGAAAGUAUUACGUGAUGCAGGAAGAAUGAUGAAAGAUUUUAAGUCGAAAAUGACUAGCAACUACAUCUAUCCCAUGGCAGAAGCGGGUAUGAUUGAACAACUCUCUGUUACUCCAUGCAAGUAUCCAGAGAUUGACCAUGCAGACUGGAUUGAAUUUGUUAAGCACCGUCUAUCUCCUGAGUUUCAGGCCUUGAGGAACGUACAAUGUAAAAGAGCUCUUCAAAAUCAAUCAUGGCAUCGAACAUCUCGUAGAGGGAUGCAUAAUGUUAGAGAAGACUUAAAAAAAGAACUAGGUGUUGAUCAUGUUGAGCGCUGUGAAGUUUGGAUAAGAUCACGAGAAAAGAAGAAGUCCAUGGUCACAGAUUUGGACGGACAAAUUAAAGAAAGAAUUAAUGAGCUGAAGGAGAAAGUUAGUAGUGGCGAAGUUGUAGUUAAGGGUCGGGAUGACAUCCUAACGCUAGCUUUAGGGACACCUGAGCACCCAGGUCGUGUUAGAGCUGCUGGGUCAUCUGCCACCAUUUCUUCCUGGUUUGGAAGAAAAAAAAGGCAGCCAGUGGCCAAAUAUAUUAGUGAGAUGGACGCAGAAAUUGAGAGGCUUAAAGCAGAAAUUGAUGCGCUAAAGAGGGAAACCAAACAAGCAGACCAACUUCAGAAUAUGGAAGAUGAGUACAAUGAUGAAGAUCAGGGUCCUCUACUAAAGAAACCUCGUUUGGAAACAAGUGCGUCGAAGGAAAGAGGGAAACAGAAAUGUAGUGGUGAAAGAUGUUCGGCGAUAGCUUCUGAUGGAGCUGCUAUAGAUCUCACACACCAAGACACACCGCCAAGAACAACUAAGAGCAAAGCUCGAAAGCCUCACAAAACGCUCACACACACUUAACACUGAAAAGUAUGUAUCCAACUCAUUGAGCUCUUUUAUUGGAAAAAAAAUGUAAUACAAUUUGAUAAACGACCAACUAAUUACAUGCCAUAAAAACAUAAGCAUCAUGAUAGACAUUCAUUUGAGCCUUCCAUUUAUGGUGAGGGAAUAUUGUAGAGUGCAAAAAUUGAAUGUAGUAGUGAACAUUCACGUGGAGGUUCAACUAUGGGGUAUUUGGAAAGAGGUGUCCUUGGACUUAAUUAUACGUUGGGACAGCAAUGAAACUAAUAUAUGAUG
Molecule: messenger RNA, 1815 nt
Organism: Cannabis sativa
Lineage: Eukaryota; Viridiplantae; Streptophyta; Magnoliopsida; Rosales; Cannabaceae
Exons: 10
Coding region: 379-1539 (386 amino acids)
Source: RefSeq, a predicted model, not a curated record